GGGAAAAUUCCAAUUUUUCAUUUAAUUUUUUUUUUAUUAUUAUUCGGUAACUAAUAUCGUCUUGCUCGUGCGCUUCGAUUGGGAAUUGGGGACRUUCAGACGUUCAGUGCUCAGUCACGACUCACUUGCGUCUGUUAGCUGUCACAUAGUUURUGUUAUCACUUUUGCUUUUCGCGUCAGUCGUAAUCACUCUAUCACUCACUCAACACACUGGUCACUGACUCAGUUUAAGUUUAACUGCGGCUGCAGCACUUCGAGCGUUCGAGCACACGGACAAUAAUUUAGAAAUCAACACUKAUCAAACGAUAAAUAAAUUACCCUACGAGACUGGACAACUGCAUUCGACGGGGUCGUCGUUUCAGCAGAAUCUCAAUCAAAUAUGGCUAUAAAUGUAUAUUCAACUAACGUGACAUCUGAUAACCUCAGUCGUCAUGACAUGUUAGCAUGGGUAAAUGAUACUUUGUCUGCAAGUUUUACGAAAAUAGAAGAACUAUGUUCUGGCGCAGCUUACUGUCAAUUUAUGGAUAUGUUAUUUCCUGGUAGUGUCCAAAUGAAACGAGUCAAGUUUAGAACAAAUCUUGAACAUGAAUAUAUACAAAAUUUUAAAAUACUCCAAGGGGCAUUUAAAAAAAUGGCAGUUGAUAAGAUAGUACCUAUAGAUAGGCUGGUCAAGGGGCGUUUUCAGGAUAAUUUCGAGUUUUUGCAAUGGUUCAAAAAGUUUUUUGAUACCAAUUACCAAAUGAAUGAUUACGACCCAGUAGGUGCGCGCAGUGGUGAGGGAAUGGGAGCAGCCGGUGCAGCAGCCAGAGCAGGUCCUGUCAAAAAACCAUCUGCGGCAGUCCCGCCUAGAAAUGCCACAACCCAAAAUCGUUUAUUCCGUCCCGCGAGUAACAGCAAUAUGUCUAAUCGUGUUCCUUCAACUAGACCAGCAGCACCUGCCAAUCUGCGUGAUAGAGGCGAUCAUAAAAUUGAUGAACUUAAUAGACAGAUGAGUGAAUUGAGAGUUACAGUUGAUGGUUUGGAAAAAGAACGCGAUUUCUAUUUUGGUAAAUUACGUGACAUUGAGGUAAUAUGUCAGGAACAAGAAAGUGAACAUCCAUUAUUUUCUAAAGUAUUGGAAAUUCUUUAUGCCACUGAGGAAGGAUUUGCUGCUCCAGAAGAGGUUGAAACUAACAAUCAUGAUGAUGAUGAAGCUUACUAAUAGAGUCUCUUAUUUAAUUUUUUUUACUUAAUUAUGAUUUUUUUUUUUAAUGAUAUUUAUUAUAUUUUACAUUACGCUAUAUAAUAAACUGCUAAAGGCACAUGUUCAAAA
This is a messenger RNA of Diuraphis noxia (Russian wheat aphid), 1312 nucleotides long. RefSeq names its product microtubule-associated protein RP/EB family member 1 (gene Eb1). NCBI's taxonomy places the organism in Eukaryota, Metazoa, Arthropoda, Insecta, Hemiptera, Aphididae. Gene Ontology annotation, molecular function: microtubule binding. The record is from RefSeq and is a predicted model, not a curated record.